UUAAAAAGAUCCAGGGGAAAAAAAUUGUGCCUAGCCGAACGCAUUUAUAUAGCGCUGCAAAAAAACCCUUAUUCUCUCUCACUCCUCACGAACUGUGACAAUUCUUCUCUCUCCGAUUCUGGUGAGGAAAUUAUGGCAUCAAAGAUGCAUCUAUUGCAAUCAAAGGCAGCCGAGGCUUCAAAGCUUGUCUCCAAGCAUGGAAGUUCCUACUACAAGCAAUUGUUGGAGCAGAAUAAGCAAUACAUCCAGGAGCCGCCAACUGUGGAGAAAUGCCAACAGUUGGCUAAUCAACUGGCUUACACUCGACUUGCCAGCAUUCCUGUUCGUUAUGAAGCAUUCAGGAAGGAACUUGACUACGUGAAGCAACUCUUCAAGAACAGGCGGGACAUAAAGACUGAGCAUGCUGGUAUUGCUGCUCUUUUCGGAAUAGAGUGCUUUGCCUGGUUUUGUGCUGGUGAGAUUGUUGGACGUGGUUUUACAGUUAUUGGUUACCCUGUCUAAGUUACUCAAGUAAACUACCUUCAGAUGUGCUGAGCUACAGAAAAUUUUUGUAUUUCUAUGAAAUUUUUUCUAUGACCCCUCAAUACAUGCUGAAUUUCCUUGUUUCCGGGAGAAAUUUGAAAUUUAAUCAGUAACGAGCAAGUUCUUUCUCUC
Rhododendron vialii is the source of this 654-nucleotide messenger RNA. RefSeq lists its product as uncharacterized. The transcript has 3 exons. NCBI's taxonomy places the organism in Eukaryota, Viridiplantae, Streptophyta, Magnoliopsida, Ericales, Ericaceae. The record is from RefSeq and is a predicted model, not a curated record. The coding region runs from base 133 to 501 and encodes 122 amino acids. Gene Ontology annotation, biological process: proton motive force-driven ATP synthesis. Gene Ontology annotation, molecular function: proton transmembrane transporter activity.